Messenger RNA from Gastrolobium bilobum, 2405 nucleotides. RefSeq lists its product as uncharacterized. The coding region runs from base 1 to 2265 and encodes 754 amino acids. The transcript is spliced from 4 exons. NCBI's taxonomy places the organism in Eukaryota, Viridiplantae, Streptophyta, Magnoliopsida, Fabales, Fabaceae. The record is from RefSeq and is a predicted model, not a curated record. Gene Ontology annotation, molecular function: protein binding.
AUGACGGUGUUUUCCGCCAAGCAGGUGUUCCCGGUGGACUACGAGGCCGAGGUGUCGCAGCGCCUUCUCGAAGCUUCUCACUCCGGCGAUCUGAACUUGGCCUUCAACUGCAUUGCCGAUCCCUCCGUCGACGUCAACUUCGCCGGCGCCGUCACCUUGAAGACCCGCAGCACCGACCUCAUACUGUUCCCUGAAUCCGCCAGCCAAGCCCGCGUCGAGUUUCAGGAAUUCGUCACCGACGUCACGCCACUGUUCCUCGCCGUCCAUGCCGGCAACGCCAGCCUCGUCAGGAAGCUACUGAUUGUGGGAGCUGAUGUAAACCAGAAACUCUUCAGAGGCUUUGCAACGACUGCAGCAGUGAGGGAGGGUCACCUUAAUAUUCUUGAGAUCUUACUUAAAGCAGGGGCAUCGCAGCCAGCAUGUGAAGAAGCUCUUUUGGAGGCAAGCUACCAUGGGCAAUCAGGGUGUGAAGAAUUGCUCAUGAGCUCUGAUUUGAUCCGACCCCAUAUUGCUGUACAUGCUCUUGUGACCGCAUGCUGCAGGGGGUUUGUAGAUGUGGUUGAGACGCUCAUAAAGUGUGGUGUGGAUGCGAGUGCUACUGACCGGGUGCUUCUACAGUCACUAAAGCCUUCUCUCUACACAAAUGUGAAUUGUACUGCCCUUGUUGCAGCUGUAAUUCAUAGGCAGGUCCCUGUUGUUGCUUUACUAUUGCAGAAUGGUGCUAGGAUAGACUUCGAAGUGAAGCUUGGAGCUUGGUCAUGGGACACUUCAACUGGUGAAGAGCUUCGUGUGGGUGCUGGGCUGGGAGAACCUUAUGGCAUCACCUGGUGUGCAGUUGAGUAUUUUGAAAGAAGUGGUGCUAUACUACGCUUGCUCCUGCAACAUUUCACCUCCAAUAGUCCUCACCGUGGAAGAACCCUUCUACACCAUGCCAUCCUCUGUGGCAAUGUUGAGGCUGCCAGGAUACUCAUAGAAUGUGGUGCUAAUGUGGAAUCCCCAGUCAAAACAAGCAGCAGAACUGAGUUCCUUCCUAUCCACAUGGCGUCUCGUCUUGGCUUACCAACAAUCAUUCAAUGCCUUAUUGAUUUUGGUUGUGACUUGAACUCUAUAACGGACUCUGGUGACACAGCUUUGAUGAUCUGUGCAAAAUAUAAACAAGAGGAGUGUCUCAAAGUACUAACAAGGGCUGGUGCUGAUUUUGGCUUGGUGACUGUUAUUGGUCAAUCUGCGAGUUCCAUUGCUGAGUCAAACAAGUGGUCACUUGGUUUUCAACAUGCAGUGUUGGAUACAAUCAGAAAAGGCAAGAUACCCAAAUCGAGCAAUACUUCUACCUUUUCCCCCUUAAUGUUUGUAGCUCAAGCAGGAGAUACUGAAGCAUUGAAAACUGUCAUUGAAUCUGGAGAAUUUGAUCUUGACUAUCAAGAUGAUGGUGGCUUCUCUGCAGUUAUGCUUACUGCUUUGAAGGGUCAUGUAGAAUCAUUUCGAUUGCUUGUAUACGCUGGAGCUGAUGUAAAGCUGUGCAAUAAAUCUGGUGAAACAGCAAUAACCCUAUCAGAAUUGAGCCAGAACCAUGAUUUAUUUGAAAAGAUCAUGCUUGAAUUUGCGCUUGAAAAGGGUAAUCGUGAUGCUGGUGGCUUCUACGCGUUGCAUUGUGCAGCUCGUCGUGGUGACUUGGAUGCUGUUACAUUGCUCGCCAGCAAAGGUUAUGAUGUUAAUGUCCCUGAUGGGGAGGACUACACUCCACUCAUGUUAGCAGCAAGGGAAGGCCAUGCUUCCAUUUGUGAGCUUCUAAUUUCACACGGUGCUCAUUGCAAUGCUAAAAAUGCUAGAGGGGAAACUGCACUCUUACUUGCAAGGAAAUUAGCCGGAGGGAAAAACGAUGCGGAGGCUGUUAUACUAGAUGAACUUGCUCGUAAAUUGGUAUUAGGUGGUGCAUAUGUUCAGAAGCACACCAAAGGUGGAAAGGGCUCUCCACAUGGUAAACAAAUGCGAAUGUUGGGCUCUUCGGGUGUGCUGUGUUGGGGGAAGUCAGGCCGGAGAAAUGUGGUGUGCUGUGAGGCAGAGUUAGGACCAAGCUCAACAUUACGUAGAAAUAGAUACAAGAAAGGUGAUGCAGAUGAACCAGGAAUGUUUAGGGUGCUAACUAAUAAGAACAGGGAACUGCAUUUUGUAUGUGAUGGGGGGUUAGAAGUUGCUGAGCUUUGGGUCAGGGGUAUUAAACUUGUAACCAAAGAGGCUAUUUUUCGUAAGCAGAGAUCGAUCUAAAUAGCAUUAUUGUCGAUACGGUAGGAUAUAUAGGUGUUUGGAGUUAAUACUUCACCUCGAAGUAAUUUAGCUGCUUUUCACUGUAAAGAUUUUGAUCUCUAAUAGUUGUACAUCCUUUUCUGGAGGUUGUGGAAAUUAAU